This is a messenger RNA of Penaeus vannamei (Pacific white shrimp), 1170 nucleotides long. RefSeq lists its product as uncharacterized. Lineage: Eukaryota; Metazoa; Arthropoda; Malacostraca; Decapoda; Penaeidae. The record is from RefSeq and is a predicted model, not a curated record.
GACUCAGCCACGACAGCGCGUCACAGCCGGCCACGCAGCAAUUCUGGGAUAGCAUUCGAGAGAGGCAGAGGAAGGUGUGUGUCUACGGCGGCGCUUUAUAAUACACGAUGUUUAACGAAGACGAUGCCGAUGCCGGGAAGGAAACAGACGGAUCCAUGUCCAUGCAGUCUGAAUCGGUUCGAGAUUUGGCGGUAGAACUAUAUAAAAUUGUCACGGAAUACUACGCUGAAGAUAGGGAGUCCACCGCAGCGUUGCCAUGGAGCCAGGCUGCGUUCACUCUGAUGGCCAUCAUAUUUGCAGCGGUCUUUGUCCCUCUUUUUAAAAUCACAGCUUCUAUUUUCCUGGCUGCUGCCUUCCGGGCUACUUCGUUUCUCAUAUUUAGUCCGGCUGCCAUGGCGAAGAUCGUGGGCAGCGAAGGAUACCUGUAUUACGCGCAGAUCCUCGUGAGACACUACGUAGGAUUCGGUCCCUUCUUCACCCUCUUCACGAAUCCUUUAGAUGCGAUUCCGAAGCUCCUGAAUCUCUAAGGAUGGAAGGAUGGAAGGACUGAAAUAGAAGGAUAAGAAGGAACGAGAAAGAGAGAGAGGAAGAGGGAGGAAAGAAAAGGAAGAAGGGGGGUAAGGAUAAGGAAGAGGAUGAAGUGUUUAGGAGAAUUGUUUUUUUUUUUUUUGCUAUUUUGUUAUUGUUUCAUUUUAUCACCCGUUCACUUGAUUUUGUUCUUUUUCCAGUUUUUUUUUGUUUUCUUUCCUCUUUAACAUAUAUAUAUAUUUUAAAAAUGAAUAUUUCUUUUGCUUUUCUUUAUUACGUUAUUCCUCUAACGUUAUUUUCAUUCUCUUCGCAUAACUAUAUUUAUUUUCUGCAAUUAUUUACGCCAUUUAAAUCUCAUUUUCAAAUUAUUUCGUUUCAUUUUCUCUGCACUUGCAUAUUCUUUUAAAUUUUUUGCUUUGCGUCAUAAUUUUUGUAAUUUUUGUUUUGUUCUUUGUUUUUUAUUCUUGUUUAGUUGUUCCUUCUUUCUCCUUAUUUAUUUAUUUUAAGCUUUUGUAGUAUACACCUUCCGCUACCUUGUAUUUUUUUUGUUUGUUUAAUCAGUUUCCAUUUUUUUUAUAGUCUCUCUUUCCAUGUGUUAUAGUAUAUGUACAAGGAAACUUUAUUUAUAAACUGAUAUCCCAG